AUGCGUAACUUGAUUACUCUCAACAGAGGUCGGUUUCGGCCAGUCUCAACUCAAAUACCAGACCUUAAAUUGUAUGCCAGCGUUUUCGAUACUUUGUCUGACAGCAUUACAUGCGCCACAGGUGAUCUACAAAUAGGCGCGUUGGAAGUACACCAGUACAUGAAAGAUGGUAGCUGUAAUGUUCUAGCAUCUUUCAACAUACAAACCUUCGACGACGAAUUACUAUCGUUCGCGCACUUUGCGGACCUCAGUCAACUUGUAUUUGUGAUGGCGCAAGGCGAUAUUGUGACAGCGACAUAUGACCCAAUAUCUUUUGAUCUAUCUGUUUCAAUGGUAGAGAUUGUUGGCUCUAUCGAUGGGGGCAUUGCCGCUGCCGAAUGGUCGUGCGACGAAGAGACAUUGGCUUUAGCAACAAUGGAACGUAAUAUUGUUUUGCUGAGUAGACAAUUUGAGCCGAUCACAGAGUACAAAUUGGCAAGUGACGAUCUCAGAAUGUCGAAACAUGUAAAUGUGGGGUGGGGUAAGAAGGAAACUCAAUUUCGAGGUAAGGGUGCUCGUGCUAUGGAAAGAGAAGCUCUCGAAAGCUUAAAGGCAUCUGGCCUCAAGGGAAAUGAAUUGAGAGAUCCAACUAUGCCUUACGUGGUUGAUAGCGGAGAGUUAGGCGCCAUGGAUUCAGGGAGAACAUCUAUAUCAUGGAGGGGCGACUGUGAAUAUUUUGUGGUGUCCGCAAUCGAAGAUAUCGCAGAAGAAAAUGAAGAAAGGUUGCACAGAAGAGCACUCAGAGUUUUUUCUCGUGAAGGACAACUGGACAGUGCGUCAGAACCCGUAGACGGUCAAGAAGACCUUCUGAGCUGGAAGCCUCAAGGUUCUUUAAUUGCCUCUAUCCAACGAAAGGAUCGGGUUCCAGGUGAGGAAGCUAUCAACCUCAUAUUUUUCGAAAGAAAUGGUCUAAGACACGGCGAAUUCGAUACAAGAUUGCCGCUAGAAGAUAAAGUCAAAUUUUUAAGCUGGAAUUCUAAUUCAGAAGUGCUAGCGAUCGUUCUCUCUAAUAAAAUCAUGCUAUGGACUACAAAAAACUAUCAUUGGUAUUUGAAGCAAGAAAUAUAUGCACAAGAUAUCAAAUUUGUCAGAUGGCAUCCCGAAAAGGAUUUCACCCUUAUGUUUGGGGACGAAAACUGCGUUAAUAUUGUUGAUUUCGCCUAUAAACUUGCAUUAGGCCCCACUCUAGGGCCUUGCGAUUCGGGCACUGUUCUUGUGAUUGACGGCUGCACGCUUAAUAUCUCACCUCUGGGUAUAGCGAACGUUCCCCCUCCCAUGUACUAUAGAGAUUUUGAGGCGCCGGAUGCUGUUUUAGAUGCCGCUACUAGUCUUUCGAACGAGUUGUACAUUGUCACUACUAAAGAAGAACUAAUAUUGGCUGGCGUUCCUAGUCUCGAGGACAUGAAGAGGGGUCUGCAUCCAUGUACGUCCUCUAGCAUUCCCAAGUCACUAUUUGCAACCGAAUAUGAUAACUUACGGCAGGUUGCGUUCAUUAACGAUAACGUGGUGGGUGUUUUACUGGAUGCCAAUAACUUAUCUCGUAUUGCACUGAUAGAUGUGACAGACGUGCAACAACCAUCACUUCUCAGCAUUGUUGAAACUAUGAACAAGGUUGUUUUACUACGUUCUGGUUUCGAAUACAACUACAUGGUUUAUGAGACCAAAGACUCUCGGGUUUUUCAAUUAGAUCAAGAGGGACAAAUCACCGAAAUAGUCAAGUUUCCCCAACUUGUUCGGGAUAUUCGAGUCAAGAGACUCGAGAACUCGACAGGUGCGAAUGCAAGUGGCAUAAUUGAAGAUUCUGAACUUGUAGCGUUUGGACUUGCUGCGAAUGGUAAGCUUUACGCUAAUGAUGUUUUACUUACUAGCACAGUGACCUCAAUGGAGAUUACUGACAAAUUUUUGAUGUUCACUACUGCUCAGCACAACUUACAAUUUGUUCAUCUUAACUCUACCAACUUCAAGCCACUACCCGUUGUUUUAGAAAACGUUGACGAUGAGAGGAUUAGAGCCAUUGAAAGAGGGUCUCUGUUGGUGACCGCCAUUCCAUCGAAAUCAUCAGUUGUACUGCAAGCGGCGCGUGGUAAUUUGGAAGUAAUCUGUCCCCGAAUUAUGGUUUUGGCUGGCAUAAGAGAGGACAUUUUGGCAAAACGGUAUCACGAUGCGUUAGUAACCUGCAGAACUCACAGAAUUCAUUUAGACAUUCUUCAUGAUUAUGCUCCUGAACUUUUCAUUGAGAAUUUGAAACACUUUAUUGACGACAUUGAAAGGGGUGAUUAUUUGGACCUUUUCAUAUCUUGCCUGAUGGAGGAAGAUGUGGCGGCCACCAAAUACCGGGAAACUCUUGGUAUAACAAUGGACCAAUCGUUUGAAACCACACCACAACCGCUGACCGAGAUGGAAAACUAUAUGAAGAAGAAAAUGUUUGAUCCAAAGAAAUCUAAAGUCAACAAAAUAUGCAACGCUUUACUGGAAAUUUUUAUGAGUGAUGCAGAGUACAAGAACAAGUAUUUGCAGUCAAUCAUAACAGCAUAUGCAUGUCAAAACCCUCCCAAUUUAGAAGAGGUACUGAUUCUGAUUCCAUCACUUGACGAGGAUGAUAAAAAGGAAUCAUGCUUGACCUACUUAUGCUUUUUGCACGAUGUAAACGUACUUUACAAGGUUGCUUUGUCUUUGUACGACGUCAAACUCACACUUGCAUUUGCUCAGAAAUCCCAGAUGGACCCUCGAGAGUACCUACCAUUCCUGCAGAGCCUUCAUGAACAAGAACCACUAAUGCGCAAAUUUGUUAUUGAUGAUCACCUCAAGCGUUAUGAAAAAGCUCUAAAUCACCUUUCCGAAGUCGAGAAAGAUUCGAAUGGUCUUUCGGACAACAUUAUUGACUAUAUCCAAGGUCACGACUUGUAUCAAUAUGCCUUGGCUCUGUUUAGAUAUGAAGCUGAGAAGCAAAAUGCUGUUUACAACGUUUUCGCUCCACACUUAUCGUCGAAGCAAGAAUAUGGAGAGGCAGCCAUCAUUCAUGAAAUGUUGGGUCAAUUCGAGCUGGCACUGGAGGCCUACACGUUAGGUAAAAAGUGGAAUGAGGCCUUAACGCUUGCCUCAUUGUAUUUCAGAGAAAAAAUACCCGAGGUCGCUGAGCAAUUAGUAUCUGCCUUGUCGUUUGAUCACAAGUACGCUGAUGCUGCUGAAAUCGAGCUGAAUUUUUUGAGCAAUACCAAAGAAGCCAUGCAGCUGUAUUGUAAGGCGUUUUUCUUUGAGAAGGCUGCUCUAGUGGGAGCUACACAUGGAUCUCCUCAACUGAUAGAUGAAGUCCUUGGCCCAGCACUGGGAGAUGGAUUUGGAACUGUUGCAGAGCUGAUUGCUGACUGUAAAGGCCAGGUAACUUCACAAUUAAAAAGACUGCGCGAACUACGACAGAAGAAGGAUGAGGAUCCUUAUGCCUUCUAUGGAGAGGAAACAGAACAGGCUGACGAUAUCUCAAUUGCUGCCUCAGAAACGUCGACUAAGGAGUCCUUUUUUACACGGUAUACCGGCAAAACCGGCGGAACUGCUAAGACGGGAGCCUCCAGACGUACAGCGAAGAAUAAACGUCGUGAGGAGCGCAAACGCGCCCGUGGUAAGAAGGGAACUAUCUAUGAAGAGGAAUAUUUAGUUCAAUCUAUUGGUAGAUUGAUAGACAGAUUGACUCAAACACAAGCUGACGCCGUCAAGUUGAUUGAAGCGCUGUUGAGGCGUGGAAGAAAGGAGGAAGCUCACCAAAUUCAAAAACACUAUGAUGAGGUCAUGAAUAUGCUGAAAGAGCACGUCAUUGAGAUUUACACCAUCAGUGAGAAAGACAGAGAAAGAAUCGACGAAGAGGGCAACGUCUAUCAUGUUCCGGUAAUUCCUGUACCAACUAUAAAGGACUUUGCCACCAGGCAUAUAAUUGAUUUCUAA
Molecule: messenger RNA, 3975 nt
Organism: Lachancea nothofagi CBS 11611
Lineage: Eukaryota; Fungi; Ascomycota; Saccharomycetes; Saccharomycetales; Saccharomycetaceae
Source: the annotation of a GenBank genome assembly